CUCUAGUGUCUUUACGCUAGGAGGUCCUUGCUUCGCUCUCCUCGCUCGCGGCCUAUAGCCUCUUAUUUUGCCCAGCGAGGCGCCCAGAGAAGCGACACACCACCCCGCAGCCGCCCGCGGGCGCCUGAAAAAAUCUGGCGCUUCAAACGAGCUCUCCAGAGCCGUGAGAGCCCCCGGGUGACCUGCAGCGAGAAUCGCGCCCGGCCGGCGCGCGGGCCCCUCCUGAGCCCAAGCGCGGAGCCCCGGUGAACCGCCCAAGCGCCAGGGCGCGCCGCGCACGACCUCAAGCCGCCCCGAGAAAGGCUUCGCCCGGCCUCACAAAAAGUCGUCCAAGAUGGUCAAGCAGCGCGUCUCCUACUUCUACGACACGGACGUGGGCCACUUUUACUAUGGCCCGGGCCACCCCAUGAAGCCCCACCGCAUCAAGAUGGCCCACCACCUCAUAUUAUCUACUGGGUUGUAUAGGAAGCUCGACGUCUACCGGCCCCACCUCGCGGCGCCUCUAGAGAUGACGCGGUUCCACUCCGACGACUACGUCAAGUUCCUCUCGAAAGUCUCUCCCGAGUCGACGAGACCAUUCUUGCAACAGAUGGCCCAAUUCAACGUCGGCGAGUGCACGGACUGUCCCGUCUACGAGGGGCUCUUUGAAUUUCAACAAAUAGCGUCCGGCGCUAGUAUUGAUGGCGCCGUCAAACUGAACCACGGCGCCUGCGACGUGGCGAUUAAUUGGAGCGGUGGCCUGCAUCACGCGAAGAAAGCCGAGGCUUCCGGUUUUUGCUACAUCAAUGAUAUUGUACUAGCUAUUUUAGAACUCCUAAAGUACCACGCAAGGGUACUAUACAUCGACAUCGACAUCCACCACGGCGACGGCGUGGAAGAGGCGUUCUACUGCACGGACCGCGUGAUGACGUGCUCCUUUCAUAAAUACGGCGACUUCUUCCCGGGCACGGGGGCCAUCACGGAUUUGGGAGCGAAGAAGGGCAAGUACUACAGCGUGAACUUCCCCCUGAAGGAAGGCAUGGACGAUGCAUCCUAUCAAUCUGUGUUUGAACCGGUCAUCGAGAAGAUCAUGGAGGUGUAUAAACCUACCGCUAUAGUAUUGCAGUGCGGUGCCGAUUCCUUGACUGGGGAUAGAUUGGGCUGUUUCAAUCUGACGCUCAAAGGACAUGGGGAGUGUGUGAGGUUCGUGAAAGGCUUUGGCGUACCCUUACUUGUUUUAGGAGGUGGUGGGUACACCAUCAGGAACGUCGCCAGGUGCUGGGCCUACGAGACGUCAGUCGUACUAGACACUCCCUUGGGAGAAGAUAUACCUUAUAAUGACUACUACGAGUACUACGCCCCCGAUUUCAAGCUGCAUUUGACGCCGUCCAUGGCCAUGGAGAACCUGAACGAGCGGGAGGAGCUGGAGCGGACGACGCAGGAGGUGCUGGAAAAUUUGAGUGCUCUGAAGGGUGCACCUUCCCUGACAUUACAAGAUGUGCCGCCGGACUGGGCGACGCGCGACGCCGGGGCCGCCGCCGACGCCGCCGAUCCUGAUGUGAGACAAAUGACUGAUAAGGACGGUGCCGAGAAGGCCGAGCAUCCCGCCGAGUUCGAGCCGAAGGAGGGCGCGAUGGACACGACGGACUAAGUAGUGAUUACUAAGCGUCGCGGCGAUGGUG
Molecule: messenger RNA, 1661 nt
Organism: Pelagomonas calceolata
Lineage: Eukaryota; Pelagophyceae; Pelagomonadales; Pelagomonadaceae
Source: the annotation of a GenBank genome assembly